AUGUCGCUCAAUUUGUUUGAUGUGCCCGAGGUGGAUUACCGGUACGAAGCGUCCCGGGACAUGGUGUUUCAACCCGCCUUGACGGGCAUACAACCCAUCACGUUUUCCAUCCCGGCCUCGGACGAUUAUUACGAUCUCAACGAACUCCGGUUUCAAGUCAAAGUGCGCCUGACGGAUCCGGCGGCUGGGUAUCAAGGAUUGAAAGCCAAUUUGGCCAACUCUGAUGCCAACAAUACCAGAAACACCUACUGCGUCAACAAUUUUGGUCACUCCAUCUUUCGAGAUAUGACCCUGAGCAUGAAUGGCGUCCUCAUGACCGAACAGAGCAACACCUACCAUUACAGAGCCUACUUAGAAACCCUCCUGAAUUACAGACGAGACGAAGGAGCCACCAAGUUAGCCCCGCAAGGCUGGGUCAAUCAACUCAAUGUGAUUGCAGAAAUGGGAGCCACAGGGGCCAAUUCCGAUACCCCCACUGGUGCUGACUGGAGUGGCAAUACAGAAUUGCGUGCCUUGACCAGCCGGUUGCUGAGCAAGAAUUGGCACACCUUCAUCAUCCGCCCCCAUUUGCCACCCCUCAAGACGGGUAAAUGUUUGAUGCCUGGUGUCCAGUUGGACUUUGAACUGUUCCUGAACCCCAACUCUGUCUACUUGAUGGGCACCCCUAACAAAGGGACCUUAGUCGACAAGAAAUUUCCUGCCAUCCACAAUGAAUACAUCAAAGUCACCUUGCUGAUGAGAAAAGUGACCUUGAAUGCUAGUGUCUAUGUCCGACUGCAAAAAGAAAGACAACUGGGCAAAAAGAUUGUGCGCUACCCUGUGGUUCGAAGUGAAAUCCGCAAGUUUUCCUUUGAUGGCCGAACCACCCAGUGGGAACAAGACAAUGUGUUUGUGGGCCGAUUUCCCGAUCGAGCCAUGGUGGGGUUGCUGCAUUGCAAUGCCUUCAAUGGAGACCUAGAAAGAAACCCCUAUGCCUUUCAAAAGUUUGGAGUCACCCAGGUACGACAGAGUUUGAAUUGA
Porites evermanni is the source of this 1020-nucleotide messenger RNA. The record is from the annotation of a GenBank genome assembly. Lineage: Eukaryota; Metazoa; Cnidaria; Anthozoa; Scleractinia; Poritidae.